AUGAAUUUGAAAAAUUCCAAGUUUUACAAAAGAAUCCAAGAGCUGCGUCAUUUCUCAAAAGAGAAACUACGAAAAGAUCGUGAACAGCGGGCGCGUGUGAAACGUGAGAUCGAUAUGGCGUUAAGUGAGCGCCGUUGUAAUGCGGGAUCGGAAACAGAAUGGUCCACAACAUCACCCUUGGGCAAGACUUCCAACUAUGCACUGACGACACGACGUCGAGGGAACACCAAAAAAUCGAAAUACCCAAAGCGAGCUAAGAACAAAUCGCCCGAGCCUGCGCUGAUAAAGGCGGGAAAUAAUAGCAUGGUAUACGACUUUGGGGAUUACGAUUGCGAUGCUGCUCGAACUGAUGAUGAUCAUAAAAUCAAUGGCAUUAUACAGCUGAACAACAUGUGCUAUCGUGUCGCUUGCACUGGCCUGACCGACCCAGUGCCCCCGCACGAUGAAGGACCUUCCAUCAGCGAUUGCAAGAGCAUGAUAUGCGUAUCAAAUUCGCGCUAUGCAAUGAUUGGUCGAAUAUCGAAGUCGCUCGGCUUCAAGCUGGUCAAAGAGUCCAAGCUGUGGAACAUACUCUGGUCCGACUCCUUUCCUGGCGUCGAGCUGUUCAAGAAUAUGAAGCGUUUUCAGCAAAUCAAUCACUUUCCCGGGAUGAUCGAAAUUUGUCGGAAGGAUUUAUUGUCGCGAAACCUAAAUCGUAUGCUCAAACUAUAUCCACAUGAUUAUAAAAUUUUUCCCAAAACCUGGAUGUUACCGGCAGACUAUGGUGAUGCCGUGAACUAUGCGCUGAACCACAAACGCACCUUUAUUCUCAAGCCGGACUCGGGUGCACAAGGACGAGGAAUUUGGCUUACAAAUGAUUUGAAAACCAUCGGAGCCAAUGAACGACUUAUAUGUCAGACCUAUGUACAUCGUCCUCUAUUGAUCGAUGGCUAUAAAUUCGAUUUGCGGGUCUAUACACUCAUUACCUCCGUGGAUCCGCUUCGGAUCUUUGUGUAUAACGAGGGAUUGGCUCGAUUCGCCACUAACAAGUACGUGGAGCCCACACCGGGCAAUGCGAACGAUCUAUAUAUGCACCUAACCAACUAUUCGGUAAAUAAACGCAACUCCCACUAUGAGCUAUGCGAUAAUGAUGAUUGCGGCAGUAAGCGAAAAUUAAGCGCCAUUAAUAAUUGGAUGCGUCGGCAUAAUUAUGACGUGGAUGAGUUCUGGGCAAAUGUGGAUGAUGUCAUUAUCAAAACUGUUCUCAGUGCUUGGCCGGUACUGAAACACAACUAUCAUGCCUGUUUUCCAAGUCACGACAAGAUACAGGCCUGCUUCGAGAUACUUGGAUUUGAUGUGCUCGUCGAUUGGAAGCUAAAACCCUACAUUCUGGAGGUGAAUCAUUCGCCCAGCUUUCACACCAAUGAACAGGUAGAUCGAGAAGUGAAGCGACCCCUCAUACGUGACACACUAACUCUGGUAAGCACGGUGCUGGCGGACAAGAAGCAAAUAAUGCGCGAGGACCGCAAACGGGUUAAGCAGCGCCUACUUAAGACCAAAGGCGAGUCAAUUCCUGUUCAACGCCCAAAAGCCACCCCUUCAGCUCCCAGGGCGGAGGGAGGCGCCACCGGUGCAGAUAAUCGAGGCGCCGAUGGUGAUCCAUUGGCACAGCAAAUUGCCUGGGAGGAAGGUCAUUUGGGAAACUUUAGGCGCAUUAUGCCGCCGCAUGAUUCACAAAAAGUCAACUACUACUGUAAGUUCUAUGGGCAGACCAAUCAGGUAUCCAUUUUUGCUGAAACAGCGGCCAGUAAGAAGCGCGAGGACUUGGCUAGAAAAAUGCGUCUACAGAUUGAGGAGAAGAAGGCAAAGCAGCAGGAAAUGUUGAACGGGCGUGCCAGGCGCGAGGAACGAAUUCGGAAGCGACACUCGUUACCGCCACGAUCGGAACGCGAAAAGAAUCGUAUUCGUCUCUAUAGGCUUCAGGAGAACUGGACACCAGGUUUCAUAUCGGAGGCAGAGGAACGUUUGCGUAACACCUGGAUGCAAAUGCGCACCGAGGCUAUCAAGAGUCUAAGGAUUACAGAGCACGUGUAUUCGGGUCUGCAUUCCUCCGGCCAUCUCACCAACACUGAUAUUGUCAUAUAUCCGCAUCUAUAUCAGAAUUUGGAAAAUGGCUUUGAUAUAAGAAUUGAAGCUUAGACGUACGUACAGCGUGCAAAACUAAUUUUCGCACAACAAAAAAUUUUAAAUUUUAAAUUUCUAAAAAUAAUUGAUGCCAUAUACGGUAAGAGUUGUUUUAAAAAUUCUGUCACAAAGUCUUUGCCUAGCAAUAAAAAAUAUG
Molecule: messenger RNA, 2320 nt
Organism: Scaptodrosophila lebanonensis
Lineage: Eukaryota; Metazoa; Arthropoda; Insecta; Diptera; Drosophilidae
Gene: TTLL6B
Product: tubulin polyglutamylase TTLL13
Exons: 6
Coding region: 1-2178 (725 amino acids)
Biological process (GO): protein polyglutamylation; microtubule cytoskeleton organization
Cellular component (GO): cilium
Molecular function (GO): tubulin-glutamic acid ligase activity; tubulin binding
Source: RefSeq, a predicted model, not a curated record